This is a messenger RNA of Monopterus albus (swamp eel), 1668 nucleotides long. RefSeq names its product ATP-binding cassette sub-family G member 2-like. The transcript has 10 exons. The coding region runs from base 222 to 1376 and encodes 384 amino acids. Lineage: Eukaryota; Metazoa; Chordata; Actinopteri; Synbranchiformes; Synbranchidae. Gene Ontology annotation, biological process: transmembrane transport. The record is from RefSeq and is a predicted model, not a curated record. Gene Ontology annotation, molecular function: ABC-type transporter activity; ATP binding; riboflavin transmembrane transporter activity. Gene Ontology annotation, cellular component: plasma membrane.
AAGUAAAGACCGGGGUCAUGCUGUCCGCUGAUCUUCUCCCUACUUCUUUUAUCACGCCUUCAGCCAUAAAACGGGUUCUUAUACAAACAGUGAACUGAACAGACUCUCUUUGUGCUGAUCUCUACAGUCAGUGUCCUGGGGAUCAGUGGUCCGUCAGCAGCUGUCUUCACUAGGAUUUUCGGGCUUCAGCAGUGUUUUGGUUCAGGAGGUAUAAGUAGAGGAUGUCAAAGAGCCAAGUGAUGAAGGAGCUUGGGCUGAACAGAACCUCAAACCUCCAGUCUGCAGGUUCGGGCCAAAAGUGGCACGGCUCCACUGUCAGUUUCCACAACAUUUACUACAAGGUGACACAGGGAAGAAGCUGUCUUUGUCGGAAGAAGGCAUCCAAAGACAUCCUCAUCGACCUCAAUGGGAUCAUGAAGCCAGGUCUGAACGCCAUCAUGGGGGCGACAGGAAGCGGCAAGUCAUCGUUCCUGGAUGUGCUGGCAGCCAGGAAGGACCCUGCAGGCCUGUCAGGAGAGGUCCUGAUCGAUGGAGCUCCUCAGCCUCCAAACUUUAAGUGUCUGUCUGGAUACGUGGUGCAGGACGACGUGGUGAUGGGAACCCUGACGGUCCGAGAAAACCUCAGCUUCUCGGCAGCGCUGCGCCUGCCAUCGACCGUCUCUCAGCAGGAGAAGGAGCAGAAAGUCAACAGAGUGAUCCAGGAGCUGGGACUGACCCGGGUGGCCGACUCCAAGGUGAGGAGACAUAAAUCAUACUGCAUUUCAAAAGAAGUUGUGUUUUGGCUUGUUGGAGUAAAUUGUUGUGUCUGCAGGUUUGGCGCACUCUUCUUCAUCAUUGUGAAUCAGUGUUUCAGCUGCUUGUCGUCUGCUGAGCUCUUCAUCUCAGAGAGGAAACUCUUCAUUCAUGAGUAUAUUAGUGGUUACUACAGACUGUCUGUCUACUUCCUGUCUAAGAUCCUGUCCGACAUCAUUACCCUGAGGACCAUCCCUCCCUUAAUCUUCAGCGUCGUGGCGUACUUUAUGAUCGGUCUGAAGCCCACAGCAGCGGCCUUCUUCCUCUUUAUGUUCACCGUCAUUCUGACCGCCUACACAGCCACCUCUUUGGCGCUGGCCAUCUCAGCGGACCAGACAGUGGUGGCCAUCGCCAACAUCUUCAUUACCAUCUCCUAUGUCUUCAUGAUGAUGUUUGCAGGCUUGUUGGUGACCCUCCCCUCCAUUGUCAGCUGGCUUGCCUGGUUAAAAUACUUGAGUAUACAACGAUACGGCCUCAGCGUAUGUACAGUUUGCAAACACACACAAACAAUCAAAUCUGCUUUUAAUUUCUCUGGCAGUUGCUUAUUAUGUAGCUGUCAAAGCAGUUCAGCAGCUGAACUUUAGCAUCAGCUCUCGUUUCCAACACUUUUAAACAAAAUAAAAUAUUAAAAUAAAAACGGAGUUAAUUCAAAGGGUAAAUACAGAUAGGGAAGGUUGUUUUAUUUUACUUUAACUUUCUUUUGCUGUUUUGGAAGAAGAGUUCUGGACAUUUUAUUUUCUCCUCAUAUAACACAAAGCAGGACUCUACAAACCUAUUUUUGUAUAUGUUUGCCUGGAUUUAUGACAACAUACAGAGCUGGGUGACAAAUGAAAAACGUCUGACUGACUGAGUGGAGACACAACCAGCAGGGUCACU